AUGAAAUCAAGAAGUGGCGCCAUCUAUGUGGAACGUCUAUCUAACAGUUCAAGUAUCACCCAAUGCAAUAUAAUGGACAGUGGUCAGUUAGAAGUUCGUCGAGAACGUGCCUUCAAAUUUAUUAUAUCUGUUGCGAGUACCCUAAGUAUUUCCAGUCUACUGACACUUUGUCUUCUCGCACCAUCUGCCUAUAAUUUUGUGGACAAUAUGGGAACAUUUACAAGGCAGGAUUUCGCCUUUUGCGAUACUUCAACACAUGAUUUGGAGGAAGAGUUAUCAAUAAUGCAAAGAGUGAAUCCAAAUCGAACAAGGAGAGAUGUAUCGCAUUACAGUGGCUUCAAUCCGACAACGCUUUUCGCAGAACAUAUCGCCUUUCAGGAAUGUCCUGCGUGCUGUAUACCUGGUGAACGAGGAGAACCAGGUGACGCCGGUCUUCCAGGACUUCCUGGAAGUCCUGGUCCAGAUGGUGCACCUGGUAGGCCUGGCGCUACACCGAAUGCUUCAUGUAUUCCAGAAAGAAUAUUCGAACCACCGCCAUGUCUUCCAUGUCCGCAAGGUCCACGUGGUGUGCCUGGGCAUCCUGGAUUUCCAGGUGAUCCAGGGGAUCCUGGUAUACCUGGAAAACCCGGUGCUGAUGGAUUGCGUGGUAAGCCUGGUGAAGAUGGACCACCAGGUCCAGCUGGUCCAGAAGGUCCUGCUGGACCACCCGGUGAGAAAGGUACUACUCCGCAUGCGCAUGUUAUUCCUGGUCCUCCAGGUGAUCCAGGUGAUCCGGGACCAUGGGGACCACCUGGGCAUCCAGGAUCAAACGGUGAAGAUGGCUAUACUGGACCACCAGGAGAAAAGGGUUGGCCAGGACCACCAGGACCUCCUGGUGCUAUCGGACCGCCUGGUGCACCAGGACCUAGAGGAGAGCAAGGACCAUCAGGUACUCCUGGAACAUGUGUAUGCCAGGAUACAGAAGUAGUCAUAGCCGAUAUGUCUCGUCGAGAACCGGAUACGGAAAAAACAGAGGAUAAACAGAAAAUAACUAAUGAAAGGUAUGAAGAAGAAACUAAACACGAAGUAAACAGUGCAAAUAUUCCGCAAGAGACUAACUAUCCGGAACAGUCAAGAGAGAGUUCGGAUUAUCAUAACUUGGAAAAAUUGAAUAUAUUUUCCGCGCUUGCCGAGAUUGAAAAAGAAGAGGAAAGGAAAGGAGUAUUACAAAAGACAAAACAAUAUGAGGUGGCACCAAGUGUCCUGUCUAAUACAACACCGCGACAACGAGGUUCACUUAUACUGGACAGUAGCGCGAAUCCUCAAGAAAUUCAUUAUCAGCACUGA
This is a messenger RNA of Acanthocheilonema viteae, 1326 nucleotides long. The record is from the annotation of a GenBank genome assembly. Lineage: Eukaryota; Metazoa; Nematoda; Chromadorea; Rhabditida; Onchocercidae.